CGCCAGUCCCCACCUGGCACUUGUCUGUGUUACUGUCAGGAUUUGUCUGACUCCGCGUUCCCUCGCAGGGGUGUGUUGGGGGGAGUCCUCUUUGCAACUCUCAGAAUGGUUAUCAAAGUGUUUGUUGCCACAUCAUCUGGGUCCAUAGCGAUUAGGAAGAAACAGCAAGAAGUAGUGGGCUUUUUGGAAGCUAAUAAAAUCGAUUUUAAGGAGUUCGAUAUUGCUGGAGAUGAAGACAAUCGGAGGUGGAUGAGAGAGAACGUUCCCGGAGAGAAGAAACCUCAGAAUGGGAUUCCUCUGCCCCCACAGAUAUUCAACGAAGAGCAGUACUGUGGGGAUUUUGACUCGUUCUUCUCUGCAAAAGAAGAGAAUAUUAUUUAUUCCUUCCUUGGCUUGGCUCCCCCUCCAGGCUCAAAGGUGACAAAAUCGCCCGAGGAAGCAUCUUCCCUUCCCAAUGGUGAUGUGGCAGGAGAAGCACAGAGCAACACAGAGGGAACAGAGAAGACUGAAGAAAGUGGACAACACGAGGCACCAAAAGAGGGCAAUGAAGAUGAGGGCGACCUCACUGGAUCCCCAGAGAAGCAUGAAGAAGAGGGAGAGACAGCAACAGAAGAGACAGAAGAAAUAACUGCGGAGGAAGCAGAAGGGGAAGCGGAGGAAGAGGAAGCUGAGAAAGGAGAGGAGGGGCCAGGAGAAGAAGAAGAAGAAGGAGAAGAGGAAGGAGAUUCUUAGGCCUUUUCAUGCUUUAUUCUUCCACGUGUCCAGGAAACCCAAGCCAUGAAGCACCAUUUCAACUCUCUUCCCACAAACCAAAUUCAACAAAAUGCUUUGGCCCGAAGCUCGUACACGUCUGUCAGUACAUCCAGGGUUCACCAAGGAAUUGUAUGAUCCGACAUGGUUAGAUCUCCAUGCAUAUACCUGCUUAAUCAUAUCAACAUGAAAUCAAAUGUGAAGACAACACAUGCAUACCUUCAUGGGCCUGACAUUUGUGGCCUUUGCUUAAUUUUUUUUUUUUUGCUCUGCAUGAAUAGACCUUCUAAUACUCUGAAAAAAAAUGUCAAAAUAUAGAACUUCUCUUUGUGAUAUGACAAAAGUAUUUCUUUGUAUGUUCCU
Molecule: messenger RNA, 1113 nt
Organism: Mesoplodon densirostris (Blainville's beaked whale)
Lineage: Eukaryota; Metazoa; Chordata; Mammalia; Artiodactyla; Ziphiidae
Gene: SH3BGR
Product: SH3 domain binding glutamate rich protein
Exons: 8
Coding region: 106-732 (208 amino acids)
Cellular component (GO): cytoplasm
Source: RefSeq, a predicted model, not a curated record